Molecule: messenger RNA, 2234 nt
Organism: Hypomesus transpacificus
Lineage: Eukaryota; Metazoa; Chordata; Actinopteri; Osmeriformes; Osmeridae
Product: cytosolic 5'-nucleotidase 1A
Exons: 6
Coding region: 452-1330 (292 amino acids)
Biological process (GO): adenosine metabolic process; nucleotide metabolic process
Cellular component (GO): cytoplasm; cytosol
Molecular function (GO): magnesium ion binding; 5'-nucleotidase activity; nucleotide binding
Source: RefSeq, a predicted model, not a curated record
GAAUUUAGACUAAUCAUUAUCGUAAUCAUUGGUAUGUUGGAUAAAAUAUUUAAGACAUUUUUAAGUCAAUAUUUUGCGCACGAUACUACUCCUGUUCAGUGGGAGGCAGUAUUUCUGUGGCUUUGAUAGUCAAGAGUACAGUACGGAAAAGAUAAUAAUCAAACGGCACAGCAGCUCACGGAUUUGACAUCUGCACUUCGCUAGUUUUAAGUGCAACUUUAGUGAUCAAGUUUAGGGAUAACCGUUCUUGCUAAAUGUUUGUGUUUUGUUUGUCAACAUUACGUUUGCGAAAGACACUCAAAAGCCCAGACUUUACGCAUAUUGUAGAUAGGCUAUACGAACUCAAAUUAUAGUCAGAGGCGAUCCUCACACAUCUGAAAAAAUCCACUUCAAAGGAAGUAUAAAUAAAGACAAAUAAAUCCUUCUGCAACUUACAUGUUUAUCCAUAACAAUGUGUUCAAUUGUGUGCAAUACCGAUGUUGAACAGAGGUCAUCUCAAGCCGUUGUUGUUGCAGUGUCAUCCCAAGCUGUCUUUGACUCAGAGACGGAACCAGACCCAGGUUUACCAGACCUUUUGAAAAAAGGGCCAGCGUUCUCGUUCAUCGAGGCAGUGCAGCAAGUGAACAAAAAACUGUUGGACAAAAAUCCAGCGGAAACUUUGCUGUUUGAUGUGAUCCUGCUAUCUAAUGACAGCAAGGACACCAACUCAAAGAUCAUUGCCAGUGUCAAGCAUUAUGGUCUUGCUAUCGGCAGGUUUUGCUUUUGUAACAAGGAUGACAACAUAGAGAGUUUACAAUCAAGUGACGCAAAGCUGUUCUUGUCAACGGACAGAAAUGAUGUCUUCUCGGCUUCACAACAAGGUAUCCCCUCUGCACUUCUGUUCCCUCAGCAGGACUGGGAGCAGCAGGACUGGAAGGAGCUCAAAGUCGUGUUCUCAGGCGACGCCAUCGGCUUCUCCCAGGACGACCUGUCCAGCCUGAGAGGGCAGGGCUUCACUGAGCCCCAGCUGCAGUCUCUCAAAGCUGCCAAGGACUCGGUGAAGGAGUUUGCCGUGCAGAUGGGUGAGAUGAGGAGCAGGUUUGGGCUGGUGGGCAGCCCCCUGCGGGCUGGCCUGGUGACGGUGUGGGGCUCCAGAGACGUGUGUGCCCGGGCCCUGCGGACCCUGCGGGGCUGGGGCGUGCUGGUGGACGAGGCUUUCUCCCUGGCUGGAGCUCCACCCAGCCCCAUCCUGCGCCUGCUGCAGCCUCACGUCCUCUGUGUGGACGGCCUGUUCCUCGCACCAGGGGGCGCCACGCUGGGGGAGGGAGGCUGGAGAGAUGGAGUCAUGUGACAGCAUGACGCAGUGAUAGAGUGAUAGAUUGAUGGAGUGAUAGAUUGAUGGACUGAGAGCAUGAUGGUGUGAGUUUAUACAGGACUUUCUUAAAGGAUUUAUGGAAAUAAAAUUCAGUGUUGAAUUUGGUAUAAAGUUCCCAUACUGUAGUGAUUAAAAGGCAGUUCCACUGUAGAAGGUGCUGGCGCAGUGUUUCCACACUGACCAGGGGAGGGGAGCAUUGGAUCACGAUGCAGAGUCCACUCAGAACUAUGGUAUUCUCAUGCUUAUCAACCACUCACUGACCCAACAUUACAUGUCAUGAUGAAAGGACCGUUAUAGGGGCUGAAACUUUGCCAAACAUAACGUUUUUUUAUUUGUAUUUUGUCAACUUAUUGUUUCUAAAGUAUAGUCACAUAUCCCAAUAAUUACUAAAAAAAAUUUACAAAUACCAACAAUCACACAUGCUCUGAAAUGAUUUAUCAAUAGAGCAUUUCAAUGAUCUUUAAAAAUAAAACACCUCAUAAUCUCUUUUAGAUUGUGAAUCUCCUCAAAACAUGAGACUUCCUGUUUUUCUGGCCUCGCUGUAUCCUCCAUGUUGUCUCCAUGGUCGGAUCUGAUGGGUGGAACGUAACUUGUGCAGCAUGUGUUAUGAUUACGCUGUUGCUAUGGGGAAAUGUUAGUUUCCUCUGCAGAUCCUGUCUGCACACUGCACUGUGGCCUCAGCCACAAACUACUGGGAGGGAAAUAUACACAUUCUGCUAAAUAAAAAUUCUGUUGUUAGACUCGUAAAUGCUUAGCUUUUAUUAAGAAAUAGGAUCAAAGUUAGGUUAGGUGUUGUAGAUCUAGCAUUAGGGAGGCUGAACCACUCACAAAGAUUUUAUGAUUAUUGUGCAUGGAUUAUUUGAUUAAAGUACAACGUGCA